This is a messenger RNA of Oncorhynchus gorbuscha (pink salmon), 5593 nucleotides long. RefSeq names its product C-myc promoter-binding protein-like. Gene Ontology annotation, biological process: regulation of Rab protein signal transduction. NCBI's taxonomy places the organism in Eukaryota, Metazoa, Chordata, Actinopteri, Salmoniformes, Salmonidae. The record is from RefSeq and is a predicted model, not a curated record. Gene Ontology annotation, cellular component: cytoplasmic vesicle; ESCRT I complex. Gene Ontology annotation, molecular function: protein binding.
CCAGUGAUGGGAGAUGGAGGACAAGGGUCCUCGUGUAGCAGACUACUUCGUGCUGGCUGGUCUGACCGACUCCUCCACGCCACUGGAGCAGGAGUUCCACUUCCACGAUGUCUGCCACAAGACGGCCAAACCCAAGCCGCCCAUCACCGACGUCGCUGUGGUGAUGCGCUCGCUGGGGGAAGAGGUGCCUCCUGGGUACACGUGCGUGGAAUCCACACCGUCCGGCCUGUCAGCUGACCUGAACAACGGAAGUCUCAUGGCGCCACAGAUCUUCCUGUGUUACAGACGAGGACGAGACAAACCACCACUCACUGACCUGGGUGUUCUGUACGAGUGGAAGGAGAGGUUGAAGCAGGGUUGCCACAUCAUCCAGACCACGCCCUCCGGACGCCCUGCCAACAUAAGCUCCACCUCCUCCCAGAGGAUCUACGUGACGUAUCGGCGCGCCACGGAGAGCCAGACCUACGCCGCCCUGGCCGUCACAGACAUCUGUGUCAUCAUCCCCGGCAAGGGAGAGACGCCACCACACACCUUCUGCAAGGUGGACAAGAACCUCAACAGCAGUAUGUGGGGUUCCUCUGUCUAUCUGUGUUACAAGAAGUCUGUGGCCAAACCCAACACCAUAGCCUACAAGGCAGGUCUGUUUAGCAGGUAUCCUGAGGAGGACUAUGAGUCCUUCCCCCUGCCUGAGUCCGUGCCUCUGUUCUGUCUGCCCAUGGGGGCCACCAUCGAGGCCUGGCCGGUCCAGACCAAAUACCCCCUGCCUGUCUUCUCCACCUUCGUACUGACCGGAUCCUCUGGAGAGAAGGUGUACGGUGCAGCCAUCCAGUUCUACGAGCCCUACUCCCAGGACUGUCUGACCGACCAGCAGCGCUCUCAGCUGGGUCUGCCGGGGCUGGACCACGGGCCCUCUUCCCCAGCCUCAUCCCCAGCCACCUCCCCCUCCACUCCAGCUCCGGGCCCCAGAGCGCUACACACCAACAAGUGUAUCUGUUUGCUGUCUCACUGGCCCUUCUUCGACGCCUUCCGCAAGUUCCUCACCUUCCUCUAUCGAUACUCCAUCUCUGGACCUCACACCCUGCCCAUCGAGAAGCACAUCUCCCACUUCAUGCACAAGGUCCCCUUCCCCUCCUCUCAGAGGCCCAGGAUACUGGUGCAGCUCUCUCCUCACGACAGCCUGAUGUUGAGCCAGCCUGUGUCAUCCCCUCUACCACUCAGUGGUGGUCGGUUCUCCAUACUGCUGCAGAACCUCGGUCCGGAGAAUGCUAUAACGCUCCUGGUGUUUGCUGUGACAGAACAUAAGAUCCUGGUUCACUCUCUACGGCCCGCUGUUCUGACCAGUGUCACUGAGGCUCUGGUGGCUAUGAUCUUCCCAUUCCACUGGCCGUGUCCGUACAUCCCUCUGUGCCCGCUGGCUCUGGCAGGGGUCCUCUCCGCCCGCCCCUUCAUUGUGGGGGUCGACUCACGCUACUUUGACCUUUACGAACCCCCGCUGGACGUCAGCUGUGUCGACCUUGACACGAACACCAUCUCCCACAACGGAGAUAAGAGGGCCCUGACCUGGAAGAUCCUGCCAAAGAAAGCCUGUAAAAACCUGAUGAAUGUGCUGAACAAUCUCUACCAGCAACUGGUGGACGGUCAGCAGCAUCCUGAUGGCCUAUUGGAGCUGAGUAUGAGUGACUGUACAGAGCUGGCCUGUGGGAAGAGCCUCCACAGCCUGGAGAUGGAGAUACAGGAAGCCUUCCUCAGGUUCAUGGCGGCCAUCUUGAAAGGCUACCGCUCAUACCUGAGACCCAUCACCCAGGCCCCGUCUGAGAAGACUACUGACGCCUCCUCUCUCUUUGACCUGCAAGGGUUCCUGAAGAGCAGAGACCGGUCCCACCAGAAGUUCUACUCCCUGAUGACCAAGACUCAGAUGUUCAUCAGAUUCAUAGAGGAGUGCUCCUUCGUCUCAGACAAAGACGCCAGCUUGGCCUUCUUCGAUGACUGUGUGGACAAGCUCUACAGUGCAGACAAAGGAGGCAAGGUGGACAGCGAUAAGCCAGAUGAGACCAGGCUGAUAGAGAUUGAUGAAUCACAGCGCAGCGAGCACACAGUCUUCAUCACACCCCCUGAACUACCCCACCUGCCUGAUGGAGAGGAGCACCCACUCUGCUACAGCUAUGCAGGUUUCCCGGUGUUGAGUCUUGAUCUGUUUGACCCCAUGGAAGGCCUCCGACCCCCUGCCUCUCGGCUGGCUGCCCGACAGAGCUGCCCAACUAGCCCUGCACCCAUGUUCAGACGCACCAAACAGGAGAUCAAGUUGUCUCAGAAGUUAGCCAAGAAGUACUCUUCCAUCCCUCAGAUGUGGUCCAAGUGUCUGCUGUGCCACUGCUACGGCCUGUGGUUCAUCUGUCUGCCGUCCUACGUCAAGGUGUGCCACUCCAAGGUGCGGGCGCUGCGCACCGCCUACGACGUCCUCAGGAAGAUGCAGGACAAGAAACUGCAGCCUCCAGACGAGGUCUGUUACAGGGUCUUGAUGCAGCUGUGUGGUCAGUACGGCCAGCCAGUCCUGGCGGUCAGAGUUCUGUUUGAGAUGAAGAAGGCUGGAGUCCAACCCAACGCCAUCACCUACGGCUACUACAACAAGGCGGUGUUAGAGUCUACCUGGCCCUCCAGUACCAGAGGAGGUUACUUCAUGUGGAUGAAGCUGAGGAACGUGGUUAUGGGUGUGGCUCAGUUCAAACAGGCGCUACGCAAACAGCAGCCUCCACCCACUCAGAGCCCUCUGUCAGAUGGCAGCGACCUGGACGCUGUGAGUCACGGCAGCCUGGAUAGCUCUGCCGACACGAACACGGCCGAGCAGGGCCCCUACGUCCCUGACUCCAUCCAAGUAGACCCCACUGACGAUAGGCAUAGCACAGUCAGCCGCGGGGACUGGGGCGGUGUGGGGUCGGACACCCGGUCGGGUCACUCACACUGGGGGGGUUCUGACCUCCACUCCCCCCGCCACUCAGGUGAGCAGUCAGACCUGGGGUAUAACUCCCUCUCUAAAGAAGAGGUACGUAGAGGAGAGCCCAGCCCGCUGGACAGCACCCAGGACAAGGACAACAAGAAGGAGAGUGACUGCAGCUCCUUGUCGGAGACAGAGAGUGCUAAGAGCAGUGGAGACUGUCUCCCUCAACAGGACUUCCCAGAGGUCAACGAGCCAUUCAAGCGGCAUAAUUCCGGCAUCGUCCGCGGCAACUGUCCCUAUGACGAUGCAACCUGUGAGCCCAAGAGGUCAACCAGCACAGACCAUGUAGCAGGUCUCCUGUUGAGCUCCUCUCUGAAUGAGGUAGGUGUGGUUGAGACCAACAGUCUGAGGAGGAGACAUCUCAGUGCCCUUGAGGAAGGAGGUGGCAGUGGGAGUAGUGGUGGAGGAGGAGGCCAUGACUGGCAGGGUGUGCGAGGGUGCAGACUGAGUGGAGACAACAGGGUUGGCAGUGGUAGCAGUGGCACUCCAGUGUUGGGUCUGGGACUGCACCAGGGAGAGACUGACCCAGCCAGGAUAGCAGAAAACCUGGGGGCAGACACCAAGAUCCUCCUGGGGACCAGCUUCAGCCAGACCAACAGGCCGCGGUCGUUAGUCCUGGGAGGGUCAGAGGGGAUUGGAGCAGCCGGGGGAAGAACCAGGCGCUGCAGACGUAGAGACAGCCCUGAAGACGGAGAGGAGAGGGACUGGAGUGACGAGGACAAGAAUGACAAGAAUAAUACAGACGCCAUCUUUGAUCUGGAGGACCUAGAUCUGGACGGACCAACCACAGAGAGCGUUGCUAAAACCAGCCAAUCACGGAAGAGGACGGUGGAACGCAGCGCCAGCUAUGGCGGUGUGGGUGUGGCCUCAGCCUCGCGGGGCACCGUUAAACGAACGGGGAUCGAGACAGGCUUCGACCCGCUGUCCCUCCUGGCGGCCGAGUCCAAGUCCCAGGGAGACAGAGAGGACGACCUGGAAGUAGAGAUGGAUGGGGUCGCGACCCCUACGGGCCGGCGCCAGGACCACCUGGCGAGGGAGAUAGAGAUGUACAUGAACCAUAUGGGUUCUCCUCUGAACAGCCGGACACCCAGUUUGGACCUCCAGGACCCCUCCAGCCCCCUGUUCCUCCACCCUCCUCCCCCACUUAUCACCACCCCUCGACGGGCCAGUCUCCCCCAUACCUCCCCUCUCAGGACAGGAGGAUUACCUCGCUCCAGGACCUACAACUCCCCCUCGCCCUCCCAGCCUGCCAGACAGAGGCUCUGGUCCUCACCCCCCUGUCCCCGCUCCACCCCCAGCCCACAGCCCAGCCCCUACCGGGAGAGGGAGAGAGACCGGGACCUGGGUUUGCUGUCCCCGUCUCUGUCCUCCUCCUCCUUCGCCCUGGACCAGCUCCUCACCCCCACCCUGGAUGUGUUGAAGAGCAGCAUGUUCUCGGCAGGGAAAGGUGUGGCAGAGAAGGCUAGCCGGUGGUACUCUCGCCUGGCCACCUCCUACACCGUGCCCACCAAGGAUGGUAACUGUGACCGUCUGAGUGUGUCCUCUUUGGGCAUGGACCCCGACUGCUCCUCCCUGUUGGAUGUGGAUGAGGAGGGCCUGGGGGACCCAGACGGCUCCAUCACCUCCCCUCAGAGAAAUGGCCCCGGGCCCCGUAGGAGCCCAAGGAGAAGCCCAUCCAGACGCAGUCCCCUGAGGAGCAGACUGGACAGUUCCACACACAGACAGACAGGCUUUCCUCCCCCAGACUGCUCUGAUCUGGGCUCGUCUCGCUACACCAGCAAUACCAGCGUCUUCCAGAACCACGCCAUGGAGCUGUUGAUCUCCAGCUGUUCUCGCUGUAAGACGUGUGACGGUCUGGUGUAUGACGAGGAGAUCAUGGCAGGAUGGACGGCUGACGACUCCAACCUCAACACCACCUGUCCCUUCUGUGGGAACACCUUCCUCCCCUUCCUUAAUGUAGAGAUCAGAGACCUGAGAGGACCUGGGAGGUUCUACCUGAAGAGCAGUCCGUCAGCGGAGGAGGCUGUGUCAUCGUCCUACUCUGUGUCCACCGGUCUGGACACCGGGACGUCCACUCUGUCCACUCCCUGUCCCACUACUGUCCUGUCUCCUCUCUCACCCAGGAUCACUGUAGAGGGCUGCCCUGGUAACAGCAGGCUGUCGUCGUCCAGGGCCCAGUGUAUAGAGAUCCCUACAGAGCGGCGUCAGGGGGCCCUGUCCCCGGGGUCAGCUAUGGUGCGGAGUGUCAGUGCCUUUGACCCCAUGGAGGAACCAACUCGACUCAACCACAAUGUACCCACUUCAGGCAGCCUGCCCAGCCGGCUCAACGAAGCCAGCGACCCCCUGAGUGUUGAUAUGGAGUGGCGUCUCCACCACCCAGAACCAGUCACAGUACCCUACCUGAGUCCCCUGGUGCUGUGGAAGGAGCUGGAGUCCCUGCUGGAGAACGAGGGAGACCCUGUUAUCACAGUGUCAGCCGUGGUGGACCACCAUCCUAUCAUCUACUGGAACCUGGUUUGGUCCUUCAGACGUCUGGACCUGCCCAGCAACCUGCCUGGACUCAUACUGACCUCAGAGCACUGUAACAGGGGAUCUACG